This is a messenger RNA of Notothenia coriiceps (black rockcod), 580 nucleotides long. Its product is annotated as ferritin, heavy subunit. Bases 134 to 580 code for a protein of 148 amino acids. The record is from RefSeq and is a predicted model, not a curated record. Gene Ontology annotation, molecular function: ferrous iron binding; ferric iron binding. NCBI's taxonomy places the organism in Eukaryota, Metazoa, Chordata, Actinopteri, Perciformes, Nototheniidae. Gene Ontology annotation, biological process: iron ion transport; intracellular iron ion homeostasis. Gene Ontology annotation, cellular component: cytoplasm. The transcript is spliced from 7 exons.
GAGCCACCGCCCCACGUUAUGACGGCAGUGCGUGGGUAACUUAACGUCAGACAGUCUUAAAACUUCUGUCUACAAAUUGAACUGCUUCAGAACCUGCGACGAGUGUGAAACGUCCGAGAUCUACAAACCAGAAAUGAGUUCACAAAUCCGACAAAACUUCCACCAGGACUGUGAGGCUGCCAUUAACAGGCAAAUAAACCUGGAGCUAUAUGCCUCCUAUGUUUAUCUCUCCAUGGCAUACUAUUUUGAUAGGGAUGAUAAAUCCCUUCCAAAUUUUGUAAAGUUUUUCCACACACAGUCCAAAGAGGAGCGUGAGCAUGCUGAGAAGCUGAUGAGUCUGCAGAACCAGCGUGGAGGCAACAUUUUUCUGCAGGACAUUAGGAAACCUGAUAGGGAUGAGUGGGGGAGUAGCCUGGAGGCUCUGGAUUGUUCCUUGCAGCUGGAAAAAAAUGUAAACCAAUCCCUGCUGGACCUGCAGAAACUGGCAGCUGAACACAAUGAUCCUCAUUUGUGUGAUUUCAUUCGAAGACACUUAAAGACACCAAGAAAAGCAACUUUACCAAUCUGUUAUUACUACUGA